Episyrphus balteatus (marmalade hoverfly) is the source of this 615-nucleotide messenger RNA. RefSeq names its product GEL complex subunit OPTI. The transcript has 3 exons. Lineage: Eukaryota; Metazoa; Arthropoda; Insecta; Diptera; Syrphidae. Bases 135 to 542 code for a protein of 135 amino acids. The record is from RefSeq and is a predicted model, not a curated record. Gene Ontology annotation, biological process: mitochondrial respirasome assembly.
AAAUUGUCAUUUUUGACAUAUUACUUCCAAUUUAUUAAUACCUCCACGAUUGAUAAAAAAAAAAAUCGUGUUUCUUUUUUUCCAAAGACUUAUUUAUUGCAUUUUCUAACUUAAAAUUAACUCUAAAACCAGCAAUGUCCACUAAAACCAACACCAUAGAAAGAAAUGGCACAAUAAAAACAUCAUCAAUCAAAUCAAUUUGUUCGCGUGCCCUUACCGCGAAAUCUGAAUGGCCUGAUAAGGAUGAAUUCCUCGAUGUUGUCUAUUGGUCUAGACAAGUUUUUGGUAUAAUUCUUGGUGUAAUUUGGGGAAUAAUUCCACUUAAAGGAUUUUUGGGUCUUGUUUUAUUCGCUGGAAUCAGUUGUGCAAUUGUCUACUUAUAUUCCGUUAAUUUCCAAGCAAUUGACGAAGAAGCUUACGGCGGAGCUUGGGAACUAGUCAAAGAAGGUUUCAUGACCUCAUUUGCUGGCUUCCUCGUGACGUGGAUUAUAUUUUACACCGGUCUGCAUUACGAGAGUAUAAUAGCGGAAAAGGAUUUAUAAAAAAGGGCAAAAAAGCUAAGGAAUUUGUUGUGGGAACCAAGUUUUGGUUUGUUUUUCUGUGAAAAAUAAAUAA